AAAAAUAAUUGCGCUCAGCGUCCAACAUUCCUUCACACACACACACAUUACUUGACAAGAUGGGUCUCGCAGGUCCCAAAAGACGCAGCAAGAUCGGUAACGAUCCUAACAACAACAACUGGGUCAAAGCGACAGAUUCCUUCGGCCACAAGAUUCUCGCAUCACAAGGAUGGAAGCCUGGUGACACGCUCGGCGCCAAAGACGCAAACCACGCCUCACACUACACCGUCGGCAGUAACUCACAUAUCCGCGUCCUGCUGAAAGAUGACAAUCUCGGUCUGGGUGCUGCUCGCGCGGGAAAUAAUGCAGAGACAUUCGGUCUGAGUCUGUACUCGGGUCUGCUGGGCAGAUUGAACGGCAAAUCAGAGGCCGAGGUCGAGAAGCAACAGACGGCACAAAGGGACGUGGAGUUGGCCAUGUACCAAGGAAGGAAGUUCGGCAACAUCAACUUUGUCAGCGCUGGUUUCCUGGUCGGCGACAAGAUGGAUCUCAAGUCGACCGUCAUGCCCAACUCGACACUUACUUCCCAACAAUCUGCGCCGGACGCAACGAACAAGAAGCGAAAGAGAUCAGAAGCCGAACAGUCCACAAACGAUGCCUCAUCAGACUCCGACUCCUCUGACUCCUCAGACGACGAGGACGUGGAAGAGGCGCCCAAGCCGAAGAAGAUCAAGGAGUCGAAAAAGGACAAGAAAUCAAAGAAGUCUUCAUCAAAGGCUGCCAGCAUCGAAAGCACAGACGAGGCCAGAUCGAAAGACAAGCGCAAGAAGGAGAAGAGGGACAAGAAGCGAAAGGCUACGGACGGAACAGGCUCCGAGGACGAGACACGGGCAGAGAGAAAGGCACGCAAGGCAGAACGACGUGCAAAGAAAGCAGCAAAGAAGGAAGAGAAGAGGAAGAGAAAGGAGGAGAAAAAGGCAGCCAAGUCGGGCACUGCAACACCAUCAACGGCUCCUGGAACUCCUGCAGAACCUGCCCCUGUGGCUGCUCUAUACGGCAGGCAAAACGUCCGUCAGCGAUACAUUGCUCAAAAGCGUCUUGCCUUUAUGGACCCGCAAGCCAUGAAAGAGAUCUUCAUGGUAAAAGCAUAGAAGUACCUCUUGCUCAAGUCCUUCCAUCUUUCUGCGGGCCACAAAGCGUAGUGUGGUCCUCGUUUUCGAAUUUCUCAUGGCACAUCAUGUACGGAAAGCCUAGAAAAGCGUUCUGUUCUGUCUUCCGGCGCAAUGCAUAUGGUCCCAGGCGUUUUUCCACGUGCGUUGUCCCUACUUUGAUCACUCCAAGAUCCUUCUCAGAAAGCAAUCAUUUUCACCCUAUCGUAGAACUUCUGAGAGCUGUAUGUAAGUGAGCACAUGUGAGGCAGGCGAAAGUUGGUGGAAAUUCCACCUAGAUCACCAU
Messenger RNA from Aureobasidium subglaciale EXF-2481, 1395 nucleotides. RefSeq lists its product as uncharacterized. Lineage: Eukaryota; Fungi; Ascomycota; Dothideomycetes; Dothideales; Saccotheciaceae. The transcript has 2 exons. Gene Ontology annotation, molecular function: nucleic acid binding. The record is from RefSeq and is a predicted model, not a curated record. Bases 60 to 1091 code for a protein of 343 amino acids.